GCACGCGAUACUAGACUACACAGCAGAUGCAUUGCGUAUUAGAACAAUUGUCCUUCAGUUGCGAUCAACCAGUGUCACAAUCCUCAUAGAUUCAUCAGUGUUAGUUGAGUUAGGAAGUGUACGUAAACUCCAAUGGGGUUUAGGUCGGUUUCCAAAUUCAAGGAUCGUUAACUCGAAAGACUUAUGUAAAUAAAGUUAAAACAAAUAACAGACCGUUAUACGUAUGAACUUAGUGAAUGAACUCUUUGAAAUUAAAAUAAUAUAAUCAAAAUGCUAAUGUUGCAGAACUCGUUUUAUAGAGCUGUUCUCUCAUCAUCAACACGUGAGGCAGUCUACCUAGUACCUUCUCAACGAUCUGAUUGUCAAGCUUGGCUUCGAGGAUUAAUAGCCUGGAUACUGACGGUUGUCAUCGCACAUGGGCACCAGUUAAACAGCGAAGAAACACCACGGACGUGGAAAAUGGCGGAACCAUUACGAAGUAUAUAUCACACUUUGAAAAUCCAGAGCCAUUCUCAGGUGGAUUUAUCAUCAGUGAAUGCGAAAAACAUCACCACACAAGUUGAACAGACUGUUUAUCUUCACUGUCCCUUUGACCCACAAGGAGGCGAAAGAGUCUCUUGGAUCCGGCUACGCGAUUUUCAUGUGCUUACCGUAGGUAGGUACACAUACACUUCAGACGAACGGUUUGAAGUUUAUCAUACCGAUUUCUCGAACGACUGGGCUCUCAAAAUACAGAACGUGCAACAAAAAGACGCGGGCUUGUAUGAGUGUCAACUGACGUCGGACACUCCUGUGAGUCAGUAUGUUUACCUUCGUGUUGUAGUUCCAAUUGCCAAAAUAUUGGAGGGAAACAAACGCUACUUCAAACCAGGGAGCCCUCUAAACCUAACGUGUUUCAUCAGUAAUAGUCCAGAGCCUCCAGUCUAUGUGUUCUGGUAUCACAAUCAACGGAUGAUUAACUAUGAUACAAUGAAGGGACAAAUCACCGUUAAGAAAGCUCCUAAAAACACAGCCUUCAGCAGUCUGUAUAUUGACAAUGCCCAGUCAUCUGACUCAGGGAAUUACACGUGUGCGCCUUCAAACGCAGAUCCAGUCAGUAUUCUUGUGCAGGCUAUUGAAGGUGAGAACACGGCUGCUGUCCAAAAUGACGGAGGUCCUUCUAUGCCUUCAGGGGUGUCGCGUCCUUUGACGAUGCCGUUUUCAGUACUUUUUUCAUUGACUUAUGUGGUUAAUGAUGGUAUUUGGAGAUGACAAAACCAAUGGUUGAGAUGAUGGAAUGAAGGCUGUUUGAAUAUUCUUCUAAAUGGUGCUUGGAAUUCCGAUUUUGUCGUCAAUGCGCACAUCCAGUUUGUCAACGUUGUCUGUUAGCAUUCCAAGGCCACUUAUUUUCUGUCAUCUCAGCCGUAAUGUUUUGUGUUGUUCUCAGUAGCAGAUGGUGGUUUAAAUUUUCGGAGUGAACCACUCAGUAUCAGAAGGGUAAUACUAUUGAGUGCAGUUUUAUGAUAUCCCCAGUAAAUCCGACUUCCUAUCAGUCCCAGCUGCAGCUAACGUAAAAUCUUCAGUUUGUUACCAGUUUGUGUUUGUUGUAGGAAGAAGCAGAAUGAAUAUUUAAGGAACGACAAUACUUACUUCAGUGCAUUUUAAAUGAAAAAAAAAUCUACAAUCUAUACUUGUUUUAUGCAGACAAAGACAGAUUUGGUAGCCUAGUUAUUUCCGAGUUAAAUUUUAUUAUUUCAAGUCUGCAUUGAUUUAUGAUGAAAAUAUCCUUGGAAUUUAUUGACAUUAAACAAACUGAAGAAAAAAAUAUAUACUAAAGAAAUAUUGUAUUCUAAUUGAAGAAUUGUGUAACUUCAAGAAAAUUAUUAAGAUCAGCUUAAAAUUCUUUAUUUUGGAAAACUUGAAAACACAUUUCAAAUCAAGUUUAAAAUGUUUCUCAGAUUUAGAAUAUAGUAAGACAUUGCUAAUGGAAGUAUAAAUGGUUUAAAAAAUGUUUCAGAGGAAGCGAUACAACGAACCUGAAGAUAUGAUACUUAAACUGCUUUUAUAGAAAGAACAAUAAGUGUAUUUCAAGCUCGUAUAUAGGUGUUGUAAAACAAAUGUUUGCUGAUAAUAGUCAUUGCUAUUUUGAGCUUAAUGUUUAGAAAAUCAUAAUUCAGCUAAGAUGUGUAUAUAAAUUAAUGAGUCAAUGUAUAUUUGAUGUACACUUUGUUGUUGACGUAUAAUUUUGUGUAUGCUUUUGUGAAAUA
Molecule: messenger RNA, 2246 nt
Organism: Limulus polyphemus (Atlantic horseshoe crab)
Lineage: Eukaryota; Metazoa; Arthropoda; Merostomata; Xiphosura; Limulidae
Product: zwei Ig domain protein zig-8-like
Exons: 8
Coding region: 271-1251 (326 amino acids)
Biological process (GO): synapse organization
Cellular component (GO): neuron projection membrane
Source: RefSeq, a predicted model, not a curated record